Messenger RNA from Pieris rapae (cabbage white), 4829 nucleotides. RefSeq names its product endoplasmic reticulum mannosyl-oligosaccharide 1,2-alpha-mannosidase (gene alpha-Man-Ib). Gene Ontology annotation, cellular component: endoplasmic reticulum; membrane. Gene Ontology annotation, molecular function: calcium ion binding; mannosyl-oligosaccharide 1,2-alpha-mannosidase activity. The transcript is spliced from 14 exons. The record is from RefSeq and is a predicted model, not a curated record. Gene Ontology annotation, biological process: N-glycan processing; carbohydrate metabolic process. Lineage: Eukaryota; Metazoa; Arthropoda; Insecta; Lepidoptera; Pieridae. Bases 535 to 2292 code for a protein of 585 amino acids.
GUUGACGUGUUUACGAUAUCUGCCGGAUCUGAUUUAACCACAAAGUCUCGAAUUUUUGAAUAAUAGAAACAAUAAUGGUUUAAAAAUAACUGUAUAAUUCUCACGUAACGUGGCCUUAUAAAACAAUAUUUCUUAAAUUAAUAUAUAUUGCAACAUGAUUUACUUUACUUAUAUGAUCAACGUAUAAUAUUUGAUUAAAUGAGUCAGAAAAAAACUGUUUAAAACUCAAAAACAUAAUGCGUUUAACUUCAGUGUAACGUGGAUAUGUAUUGUUUUUAACACUAACGUGGCAAAACACUACUGACCUAGAUAAGGUCCUGAGCUAUAUCCAGGACCUGAAUUGAUUUAGAUGCACCUUGAUUGCAUACAAGAAUGGGCGUGUAGUGUGCCUAUUGCUAUAUUAGCAUAGACUUCUUUAGUGUUCAGUGUGAAACCACUUGUUGAUUUGUCUUCAAUAUUUUACAAACUAUAGAAGAUUUGAAGCAACAGGCCACUUUUCUGAUAUUUCUAAAAAUAGUAUGGAAUAAACUCACCAUGAUGUCAAACAAGAUAGAAACCCAUAUAAAUUUCUCUGAUGAUAUCACAAAACAACAACGAGCUCCACACCGAUUUUUUCAUGAGUCUACAGAUAGCUCAUUGUAUAUUGAACCCAUAGCUACAAGGAAUUUUUUUAGGAAAUGGAAUCAGCUCUCUCGAUUGCAAAGGUCAUUAGUGUUGGGCUUCCUUAUACUCUUAGCUAUAUUUUGUUUUGUGUAUGGACUGUCAUCGGCCAUAUCAAAUGAACAGAAUUUAACAGCAAAAGCCAUAAACUCGACAUUGCUCCUUAAAUUGAAGGAAUCUGCGGUGUCCUCUGAGAAAUUAAAGAAGGAAGUAGUUUUAUUUGAGACUGAUUUUAACCAAAGGCCUAUAUUCACAGGACCGUCGAAUGCAAAACAAUACGCUGUCGUACAAAGCUUCAAACAUGCUUGGAAAGGAUACAAGGAGCACGCUUGGGGCCAUGAUAAUUUAAAACCUGUGUCGGGCACUUACUCCGAUUGGUUUUCUUUGGGAUUAACUAUAGUCGAUGGUCUCGAUACAGCGUUUAUAAUGGGACUUACUGAAGAAUUUGAAGAGGGGCGUGAAUGGAUAAAAAAUGAGUUGGAAUUUACAAGAAAUAAAGAUGUUAAUUUCUUCGAAGUUACGAUACGAGUGUUGGGAGCUCUAUUAACAAACUAUCAUUUCUCUGGCGAUUAUAUGUUCCUUGAAAAAGCUAAAGAUCUUGGCGAGCGUCUUAUGGCAGCGUUCGCAUCACCAUCUGGCAUUCCUUACUCGGACGUGAAUCUAGGAGCACGUACGGCCCAUGUCCCAGAAUGGUCUCAACACAGCUCAACGUCCGAGAUCAGCACUGUUCAACUGGAAUUUCGGGAACUUUCAAGGGCAUCUGAUAACCCUGCUUUUGAGGACGCAGCUGCGGCAGUUUCCGAGAAACUUCAUCAGUUGCCGAAGAAACAUGGUCUGGUGCCGAUAUUCAUCAAUCCCAAUACGGGCCAAUUUCUACCGCACGCAACCAUUACGCUAGGCGCACGCGGUGACAGUUAUUAUGAAUAUUUGCUCAAACAAUGGAUACAGACCGGAAAGACAAUGAAUUAUUUGCGAGACGAUUACCUGACUGCGAUAGAAGGCGUGCGAGAGUUCCUUGCACGCAGGUCUGUGCCAAAUAAGAGGCUGUUUAUCGGGGAAUUAACAACGGGAACAGAGAGUAUGAAUACGCAGGCAUUUUAUCCGAAAAUGGACCAUUUGACAUGUUUCCUGCCUGGCACAUUGGCACUAGGCCAUGCUAAUGGUCUACCGGAUUGGCAUUUGGAGAUGGCAGAAGAACUUAUACACACAUGCUACCUGACCUACGCAGCUCAUCCGACCUUCAUGGCACCAGAAAUCACGCAUUUUAAUAUUGGCAGCAGCAGUACCGAUGAUAUGUUCACGAAGUUGGCGGAUGCACACAGCCUUUUGCGGCCCGAAUUCGUUGAGAGUUUAUAUGUAAUGUACCAAUUAACUGGCAACACUACGUACCAAGAUUGGGGCUGGCAAGUUUAUAUGGGUAUUGAAAAGUACGCGCGGGUACCCCGUGGUUACACAUCUCUAACCAACGUGAAGACUGAGAAACCUUCACCCAAAGACAUGAUGGAGUCGUUCUUCCUUUCGGAGACUUUGAAGUACCUUUACCUUCUUUUCAGCGAUGAUAGGUACAUGAUUGACCUUAGCAAAUAUGUAUUCAACAGUGAGGCACACCCGCUUCCAAUACAUAAUAACUAAUUUAAUAAAUAAAAAGCUCAGUUGCUGGAAUGAUCCUUGUAAAAUUAAAUUACGAGUCAUAAAUGCAACGAGUCGUUAUUUUGCGUAUUCAACGGUUUACUAAAGAAAUUACAGUACACUGUUUCAAAUCGUUUGAACACAACUUUUGCGUACCGUUUCAGUAACUUUAACUAAAUCUCAGGACAUUGAACUUCAAACCUCAAAAAGCCAAUAAAAAUUACAGAUUGCAACUUGACAUUUAUUGAGAAGUUUGAUGUAAAAUUAAUUUGACAGGUUUAGCUGAUUCUAUAGCGCGAACGAUAAAUUUCAAAAUACAACAAUAAUCUUCAGUAGCGCGGGACAUUUCAUAUUAUAUAGGUACUUAAUGAGCUUCAUGUCUAGAAGAUGGUCUAUUGAGAGGAAUUUAGUUAAUUUAUAUUUUUGUAUUUAUAUUGCCAGUUUACAAUACUGAUAUUCUUGUUUUUAUACGUAAUUAUCAUGUUGACAAUUUAGAUAUACAUAGCUCAAAUUAUGCGAGAAUUUUUUAAUGGGAAUAAUGAUUUUUAACUAUUGUUAAAAUGUGUUUUGGCUUUAGACCUAAAAUGUAGUCAUUUUUUAUUUAUUCUAAACCAAAAAUAUAUCUAGUUAGGUGUGUGAAUUAAUGGAGUUUACUUGUUUGAUAUGAAUGUAUUUGAGAGGCAAUAAAUUCUAGUGUUAUAAACUAUUGUUAAGAGGUUAGCUAUUUACAGUUUUCCAUCUAUUUUGACAAGUUUGUGACACUAGAUUGACAGAUUGUGUUAUUCUUGGAUGACAGUUUAUGGCCUAGUGUAAUGCCAGUAAUGCUAUAUUAGAAUGACAGUAUACUGGGAUGACGGUUUAUAGCAUAAUAGGGUGACUUGUGGCAUACAAUUUAAAUUUUUAUGGCCUCAGGCUGCUAUUAACUAGGUAAGUCGUCUGUAAACUUAUAUUUAACGUGAAUACAAUAUAAACAACCUAAUAAAAGGUCUUGUAAAUUCUUUCCGACAUUUUCACAAUGUUUCAUAUGUGUGUUCUGAGUUAAUUGUCAAAACAUCUUUCGCUACAAUGAAAGAGACGGUUAUAUACCACCGUCUCUUACUUUGAUGCUCCAAUUAGUUCCUCAUUCUUGUGCAAUUUUCAACCUACUUAUGUACUUAGAAAAAUUAUAUUUAUUAUAAUUAUUAUAGAUAAUUUCCUUUACUUGUUGCUUUUUCUUAAAGUUUUGCAGUGUGUUCGAUAUUAUACGAUAUGAUUCAGUCCGAACCUUUGUUUGUAUAUAAAUUUCUAAUUAAUAACUAAAACUAUUUUUAAGUCUUUAAUCAUUUAAUACGACUCGUAUUAAAUGAUUAAAGGCAGCGCCUACACAUAAGUAAAAUAUAUUUUACAUUUUCAUACGAAAUAUAGAAAAAAUCACUUUGCAACAUUUGUUUUAUGUUUAAGUACAAUUGUUAUUUUAGAAAAUGCAAAAAUGUUUUACAUUUAGGUAAUUUUUUAGUCAAUUUUGUAAAUAACUAAGUUACCAAGGAAAUAUAUUCGAACCAUCGUGAUUUUUGUCAACCUUUGGUUAAAGACAGCUUGUCGCAUGUCAAGACUCAAAUGCGAAUAACCUUCACACUAGAUUUCUUACUUUAAUUACCGUAAAUUAUAAACAUUUCUUGCUUAAAGUGUAUAUUACAAUGCAAAUAAUAAGUAACAUUACUUUUAUAUUUGCACCUACUUGGGACGUAGGUUUUUAGAUAAUUAACAGAUUACAUAUAUUUUAGGUUACACAGUUGUAUGAUAAUGUCCUAGUCUUUUACAAAAAAGUUUCAUCUCUAAUCACUCAACGAUACUGGCCACUUACCUUUAUAAAAAAAAAAUGCGUUUUCGCGAUUCGAUUUUUUUGGUAGAUAGUUUGAAGUACUGACCAGUGUUAGACUUGAGCGUGUCACUUUCACCUUAGGCGUCGUACGUACGCACAUCGUGAAGAAACCGGCAUGUCUAAGACUCAAAUAGUCGGUGGCAUUUUUUAGGGAUCUACAUGUCUAUAAAAACCUGGUGACGAAAUCGAUAGAGAAAUAUGAUUUAAAGAUAGCGCUGUUUUGUUUUUCUGGUAGAAAGUAUGUAGAAGAUACUGUAUUGACAACUUCGAGUGUAUUAUGGCCCUGCUUUGGAUGCUUUCUCACUGUACAGUGUUUCUUUUUAUUUGUCACUCUUUUCACUUAUAUAUCACACUCUGAUCUUUGUGUAACGGUGGAAAUCGACGCUAAAUUUUUUUAUGUAUUUUUUGCAUUGUAAAUUACACCUGGCAGUGGACAUAAAAGACGAAAACUUAUUGUAAUCUUGGUGGUAGGUUGCAAUAGAUUAUGUACAGAUUGAACUAAAACUCGGUUUCUAUAUCAAAGAUCGGUCGUUGCACAAUAUAGAUAAUGUUAUUUGUGAAAUUUGUACUGGUAUUUUACAUAGAAACCGGGAGUCAUUUAAUGUUUGUUGGGUUAUUGUUAUAAAGAUAUGAUUUUAUUGCAUUUACUGUAUACAUCUUAAUAAAUGUCUGAAGUAAA